AUGCCUGGUCUUGACAAUCAGAUUGCCACACCAAACAAUGAUCCACAACGACUUGAAGACACCUUCAUGGAAAUGGAGAAUGCAGCCCCUUGCUCAGAUACCCCCGAACGCCCCCCAUCCCCCCUGUCAAUCAUCCGAGCCAUUGAAUUCUUGAGUGCGGAGAAAGACAAAGCCAGCGACUCAGAUCAUGAUUCCGACCUUGAGAUUGAUUCCAACACGCUUGCUGAAGCCAUCAGGGCAAUGGAACUCAAUGUGUGGGAUGAGGAAGCCGAAGAAGCGACCAAUGAUGCAGCACUGGAGGCAGACUUGAAAUUGAGUGGAAUGACAAUGAAGGAUGUUUCCUCAAAGAUGUUUGCGGCCAACUUAUACAUCGUAUGUGCUAUUUAA
This is a messenger RNA of Melampsora larici-populina 98AG31, 387 nucleotides long. RefSeq lists its product as uncharacterized. The transcript is spliced from 2 exons. The coding region runs from base 1 to 387 and encodes 128 amino acids. NCBI's taxonomy places the organism in Eukaryota, Fungi, Basidiomycota, Pucciniomycetes, Pucciniales, Melampsoraceae. The record is from RefSeq and is a predicted model, not a curated record.